AUGUAUCUUAAUAAAGAUCGCGUGGAACUGACCUAUUAUAAGUAUAUUUCUAGUAACGGUGACCUUGAUGCCUCUUAUAAGCUUGCUUUGAUAUAUUUAAACGAUAAAACCAAUACUCAAAACAGUAAAGGUUUUACACUUCUACAUAAAGCAGCAGAGCAAGGCCAUUUAGAUGCACAAUAUUCUCUUGGGGUUCUUUAUUCUAUGGGAAAGGAAGUGCACAAAGAUUAUGGAUUGGCAUUCCAAUGGCUUAAAAGAGCAGCUGAUAAAGGGAGUGCUAAUGCACAAAAUGACUUAGGUUUAUUGUUUCAGGAUGGUUUAGGUGUUAAGAGAGAUAUUCAAGAAGCUUUAAUGUUGUUUGAAAAAUCAGCCAAGCAAGGCUGUAGCGCAGCCUUUCAAAAUAUUGGAAAAAUAUAUUUAGAAGGAAUUGGCGUACCUAAAAAUCUUGAUAAGGCUAUCCAAUAUUUCCAAAUAGGAGCAAGUUAUAAUAGGGUUAGUUGUAUUCAAGGAUUGGGGACAGCUUAUUACUUGAAAAAAGACUUCGCAAUGUCUCAUAGGUAUUUCAAGGAAGCGGCAGUCUUAGAACAUCAUUAUGCAAUGUAUUGGCUAGGAAAUUUAUAUCGAAAAGGUCAAGGAGUUAAGCAAGAUUUUAACGAGGCAAUCAAAUGGUAUAAGAAAGCUGCAGAGUAUAAUAAUGCUUUUGCUCAAUUUGCUUUAGGUCAGGCAUAUUUAACCGGUCAAGGAGUUAAGCAAGAUUAUAAUACAGCAUUAAGCUACUUCAAGCGUGCAGCAGAGAUGCAUAAUGUUUGCGCCUUAAAUAGCAUUAGUCAAAUGUAUGAAACCGGUGCUGGAGUUGUAAAAGAUACUCAAGAAGCAGAAAGAUGGUAUUCUGAGGCAGUAAAAGCUGGUUAUGAGAAGGUAUAUACUCCUCAAAUAUGCGAUGGAGAUAUAUUGGAUGUAAUAGAAAUUUAUUCAAAAAAUAAUGAGAAAAACUAG
Molecule: messenger RNA, 996 nt
Organism: Stylophora pistillata
Lineage: Eukaryota; Metazoa; Cnidaria; Anthozoa; Scleractinia; Pocilloporidae
Product: secretory immunoglobulin A-binding protein EsiB-like
Source: RefSeq, a predicted model, not a curated record